CCCACCUCGGCCACGCUGCUUCGCUCCCCACUCCCCACCUUCAGCUGGCACUGCAAACAAGCCUUACCUCGUUGCAUCUGCCAGGAGAGGUAGCAACGGCGAGCCCAGCCAGCCAGAAGCAGCGGAGAGGAGGGAGGGGCGGGGUGGGGUGGGGGUGCAGGGAGUGGGCCGAGGCCGCCCUUGGUGGGGGUAGCGGGGGCAGAGCUGCGGAGAAGACCGGGCAGCCGCCCUCUUCCACUCCCACCCUCCAGAAGCGCUCUUUCCUGAUUAUUUGAGAACCGAAUUAUUCCUCUAGUAUUAUUGCAUUUUUUAUUACCCCCCCUCAGUCCCCAGCCGCCCCCACCCCCACGCCUGCCUCGCCUUUGGUUGCAUGGCAGCGCUGCCCCGGCGCGGGGGCUCAGGGCUGGCCCCCCGGGAAGGAGGAGGAGGAGGAGGAUCAUGAAGCCGGGAGUCGCGACCGCGCCGGACGGCGGGCAGCAGCCAGAGGACGAGCCGGAGCACCCCCCGCCCCGGAGACACCCGGACACCGACCAGCAGUCGCCUCCGCCGCCACAGCAGCCGCGGCGGGCGCGGGCAGACUCGGAGCCGGAGGAGGAGGAGGGCGACAACGACCCAGAGGAGGAAGAAGAGAAGGCGAGGCCACUCGGCCGCCCGGAUCUGCCCUUCUCUCGGCUCUUGCUCCUGGCCCCAAGGGACCUUUGAUGGAACCAAGGGGAGGGGGCCACGGAUUUACGGACUGCAGCAGGGCUGGGCUGGGGGCUGAGAUAAUGUAACUACUCCUUUCUCCUGUUCCCUCCCACACGCCCCUCUUCUCUACCCCUUUCUCCCUUCCACCGCCCUCUCACCCCCAUACACACCCUUCCUCUAGCCAGGAUCUUAAUGCUCAGGAAGAAGGCGGUUCUGCAAGGGUUAAAAGAUCUUUUCUUUUUCUCCCUUCCUUUCCCCUCCCUAACCCUUCGUUUUCCCACCUCCAUUCUAAUUGGCUUUCCCCUCUUCGGUGUAGCCCUUUGGCUGCAGAGGCAAAGCACAAAUCCCUCGCCCAAUCUCACCUGCAACCCCCUCCUCCGACACACACACACCCAACUGCUCUUUCAAAGGCAACUCUGGUGCUUCUGGGGCUUCAUUGCCCCAGUUUUCUGCCCAGGAGAAUUAAAACUUCUCCCAACCUCCUCUUCUCCCCCACUUUGACCCCCCUCCCCCAGAAUUUCCUACUACCUGAGAAAAACUCUUUUUUCUCUCACACAUGCAGUCCUCAAUUCUACAUUGAGCUAGUUUUCCCUGAGCCCAGCUCAAUCCACUCCAACUUUGAUUUAUAGUUGUCCCCACCCUUUUAUAUAAAAGAAAGAGAUUUCCUACUGCCUAGGAAUUUGAGAAGAACCCAACAAUCCUUUUCUGGGGAACUUUUUCACAAUUAGACAUUGAUCUUAAGGCUCUGGUGACUAUUCACAGCACUUCUUCUCUCCUCCUGCUCCUACCAGUGUCCCCAGGUCAACGGCAGAAAGGAGACACCCUGAGCACAGCCUGAGAUUGGGGUGGGGUGGGGCACAAGGGCAAGAAAAACUUUUUCAUUGUUGAGCUUUCCAGGUAGAGUUCAGAAUCAAUGACUCAUAGUUCUCAGUCCUAGGAGCAAUUUAUUUGCUACUUGGAGGGGUUGUAAGAAGAGCCAGUGAGAAAGCAGACCCCCUCCAUAACACAGAUACACUGUGGACCCCCAAACCCAUCCUGUCCUUCUCAUCAAAAACUCAGCUGUCCCUCUCGGGCUCUCUGCUUCCACUGGGCACAUGCUGAUGCCCCUGUGUGGGCUGCUCUGGUGCUGCUGCUGCUGUGGCUGGUACUGCUGUGGACUGUGCGCCCCAGCUCCCCAGAUGUUGCGCCACCAGGGUCUCCUCAAGUGCCGCUGCCGCAUGCUCUUCAAUGACCUGAAGGUUUUCUUACUGCGGCGCCCUCCUCCAGCGCCCCUGCCCAUGCACGGCGACCCCCAGCCCCCCGGUUUGGCGGCCAACAACAACACCCUUCCGGCUCUGGGCGCCGGGGGGUGGGCAGGCUGGAGGGGCCCUCGAGAGGUGAUGGGCAGGGAGAUCCCUCCUGUGCCACCUCCACCACCUUUGCCACCUUCCUCUGUGGAAGAUGACUGGGGUGGCCCAGCCAUAGAGCCACCUGCCUUGCUGCUCAGCAGUGCCUCCUCAGAUGACUUCUGUAAGGAGAAGGCCGAGGACUGCUACUCACUGGGCAGCAGCCUGGACAGUGGUAUGAGGACCCCACUCUGCCGCAUCUGCUUCCAGGGGCCAGAACAGGGGGAGCUGCUGAGCCCCUGCCGCUGCGACGGCUCGGUCAAGUGCACGCACCAACCCUGCCUCAUCAAGUGGAUCAGCGAGCGGGGCUGCUGGAGCUGCGAGCUGUGCUACUACAAGUACCACGUCGUCGCCAUGAGCACAAAGAAUCCCCUGCAGUGGCAGGCCAUCUCCCUGACAGUCAUCGAGAAGGUUCAGAUUGCAGCCGCCAUCCUGGGUUCCCUCUUCCUCAUCGCCAGCAUCUCUUGGCUCAUCUGGUCGACCUUCAGUCCCUCGGCAAAGUGGCAGCGCCAAGAUCUUCUCUUCCAGAUCUGCUACGGGAUGUACGGCUUCAUGGACGUGGUGUGCAUAGGUCUCAUCAUCCACGAGGGACCCUCUGUGUAUCGCAUCUUCAAACGGUGGCAGGCUGUCAACCAGCAGUGGAAAGUACUGAACUAUGACAAGACAAAAGACCUGGAGGAUCAAAAGUCAGGGGGCAGGACCAACCCCCGGACCUCCUCGUCCACGCAGGCCAAUAUCCCCCCCUCGGAAGAGGAAGCAACAGGCACCCCUGCCCCUGAGCAAGGCCCUGCCCGGGCGGCCAGCCACCCCUCAGGCCCUCCGUCCCAUCACCACUGUGCUUACACCAUCCUGCACAUCCUGAGUCACUUGAGACCUCAUGAACAGCGGAGCCCUCAGGGCAGCAGCCGAGAGCUCGUCAUGAGAGUCACAACUGUGUGAGAGGAGAGACCUGGGAGGAAGGCCAUGACCAUGGCCCGAAGGGGCUGGGGGCAGGUGUGGGGGGGCCCGGUGGUGCCCAGGGGCUGGCGCUGGGGGCAGGCAGAGGGUGGGGGGCCCAGAGCAAGCUGUGGAGAGCAGGAAUGAGACUGGUGCCAGGAGUGGCUUUGUGAUUUCCUAUCAGUCAAUGCCAUUCUCCAGACAACAGCAACGAAAACCAACACAAACGCAACGAGGAAGUGCAAUACAGGCUGAACCUCGCCUAACAGAACAAAACCACCCCCUGCACCCACGGGCAAGGCACCCAGGAGAAGCAGAGGCUGUGGGAGGGCAAAGCCCUGCGACUGGUGGUGGUGUUGGAGGCAAAGGGGGCCGAGAGGAAAAGCGUUUGUGCCCUCUCUGUUCUGACCUUGAGUUUGUUUUUGUUUCUUCCUGGGCUUUGUUCAGCAGGCAGUUGGGGAGGGGGAGGGACGGGUGAGGGCUGGCAGGGACACGCAGACUUUGGGGCCUCUGGGCUCACGGGGUGGGCAGGAUGCUGACUCCCAUGGCUGAUAGCUGCAGGGGCCUGGGGGGACGGUGCAGGGAGGGAUGGUACAGGGAGGGGACGUUGGUGGGAGCCACCAGAGGGAGAGCUAUGUCUCCUCCCUUAGGAGCCUUCCAAUGUCAGGUGGGCUCAAAAAGGGCUUAAGUUUGGAGAUGGGUGUUUUUCUGUACCCUUGUUACUUUAUUUUAUGGUGAUUUGGCUCAAAGAUGUUUACAGGAAACACAUGCACACACACACACGCACUUGCCUAGAGAAAAGUAUAGAUCUCCAGUGGGUAUCUCAAGCACAGUUCUGCUGUUGUGGCUCCAGCCUUGGAAGCUGUCAAUCCAGGAGCGAGAUUCUCAACUACCCAACCCCACUCUAUGGCCAGGACACGCUCAGUGCCACGCCCCCUCCUGCCGUGGCACGUGCACAGACUCCCCCGCUGCAGGGCACCCCCACCCAGGGUCUCCCAGGAGAGCAGCUGCAGUGGUUGGGAGGAGGCUGGCCAGUGUGCCUCAAGGCGUGGAGUGGAGACCAAUCUAAGUAUUCUUGCUGCUUGGGACCCUCCCAAAGAGGCAGUUUGGCUACUGCUCUGUGCUUCAUGUCCCCUGGUCCUUCCCAGGCAGUUGGGUGGGCCCAGGGCCCUGGCAGGGAGCACGUCCCUGGAGCCCACCUGCUUGUUCCUGGGACCCUGCCAAGGAAGGCCCCUGGGUGGUGACCUGCAGAGUUUCUCCUUGUCAUUGCACAAUGGCCGUGUCAUCCAUGGGUAUUAAAGGGACACUGUCAAGUACUUUUUUAAACUAGUUUUUAGGGUUUUUUAAAACUCUCUGUUGUUUGUAAUAUUCUCUUAAAAGCUUGAAAAUAAAAUUUCUUUCCCUACCA
Molecule: messenger RNA, 4416 nt
Organism: Propithecus coquereli (Coquerel's sifaka)
Lineage: Eukaryota; Metazoa; Chordata; Mammalia; Primates; Indriidae
Gene: MARCHF4
Product: membrane-associated ring finger (C3HC4) 4, E3 ubiquitin protein ligase
Exons: 4
Coding region: 1782-3011 (409 amino acids)
Biological process (GO): protein ubiquitination
Molecular function (GO): ubiquitin-protein transferase activity; zinc ion binding
Source: RefSeq, a predicted model, not a curated record